Molecule: messenger RNA, 1792 nt
Organism: Photinus pyralis (common eastern firefly)
Lineage: Eukaryota; Metazoa; Arthropoda; Insecta; Coleoptera; Lampyridae
Product: forkhead box protein N4-like
Exons: 9
Coding region: 24-1379 (451 amino acids)
Biological process (GO): regulation of DNA-templated transcription
Cellular component (GO): nucleus
Molecular function (GO): cis-regulatory region sequence-specific DNA binding; DNA-binding transcription factor activity
Source: RefSeq, a predicted model, not a curated record
UUCUUCUUAAAUUAAACAUCUUCAUGAGUCAUUUAAUUGUUAGAGACCGAAACUUUCAACCGGCGCAGUUUUACAAUAAACGAAACGGCGUUACUAUAAAAUGGAAGGAAUUUAACGCAAAUGGUGAAAAUUCCACAUUUACGCGUUCGACGCUUCCGUCGCGUAUUCAAAAGACAGCCAUUACCCAAAGGAACCAUCCUUCACCUCGUACUAGUGCUAUUAAAAGAAAAAAUGUGGAUCAGUUUAACAAAGAGGUAGUCCUUUUAAACGGCCGUUGGGAUACCUCGAAUGAAAUUCCGCACAUUGUCGCUGAAAUGCAUAAUGUAAAUAUGGAAGAGUUAGAGGUGAUUCAAAACACUUGGGCUAAAAAGUUUGCGAAAUCACCUGAAAAUAUUGAUAUGACGUCGUGCAUAGCGGCCAGUCCCAGAGGGUCGGAUAGCGGCAUCGAAGGAGACUGUUCCGAUGGGAAUUUAUCUUGGCUCUUGAACUACAGAAUUCACGAAUUACCACCGGUACCAGAUUGUACAACAACGGAACAGUAUACUUUGUCAAGUGGAUUGGAAAAUGGCAAAGAUGGCCAAGUGUACAUUUCUGAAACAAUGUCCAAGCAGUACUUCGACCAACAAAAUAUUCAGUUAUCUAGGAUCAUAUCAGAAAAAUUAUCCAAAGAAGAAACUACGAAUAAGGUUCACGGGAACUGCGACAGCCAUACAGGACCGAAAAAACCUCCCUUCACCUACACAGAAUUAAUAGAACACGCGUUAAAUGAAAAAGGAGAGCUUACUGUAUCUGGAAUUUAUCAGUGGAUUUCAGACCAUUUUCCUUUCUACAAGCAAAACGAUGACAGGUGGAAGAAUUCCGUUAGACAUAAUUUAUCUAUCAAUCCUCACUUUAGAAAAGGCAGUAAGGCGGUCCACGGAGCGGGACAUCUGUGGACUAUAGCUCAGCGCGAAGAUAGAAAAACGUGGAAUAUCAAAAAGCAACGAAUGCAACAGUUUAUACAGACCUCCUUGAACGAUUAUAACAAAAAUCAGCAAAGAGAUUUGGAACUAGAAACGGCCACAGCUAGUAUUCUUCCAGAGAAUGUCGAUGAUUGCCACAGAUCUUUGUCAACGGAGCAUACGGAGCAAAAUAUUGAAAUUGAAUAUGUGAAUGUCAUCGAUGUCACAAGUGGACUUGAAGUCUCAUUGGAUUUCCUCUGUCCUCCUGUGUCGAAAGAACAAAUGGUUGAAGAGUGCGGACUUAGUGGAAACUAUUUAAUAACAGAUUUAAAUCCAAAUACACUGGGCAUAAAUUUAACUGACGCCGAAAUCAUUACCAAUGGAAAUCUGUACGAUGACUUAAACUUUCAGUGCUACGAAUUACAGAAUGAUCACUAAAUAAAUUUUAGCCAAAUGUUUUUACAAAUCGUAUGUUUUCAUCUGGGAAGUGUAAUUUUUAACUCACACAUAUUAUCUCUAUUGUAUGCUUUGUACUACCAAGUCCCAGAGAAGAAAAAUGGUCUAGUCAGUUUAUCUAAUGAAGCGUGGCAUUCGAUUAGAGAAAAUGUAUUAAACGUAAGAUAUGUUAAUGUAGACCCUUCAAAAGUGUACUUAGUAGACCUAGACAUAAGGAGGUAGGUACCUAAGUCAACUGUCAAAUGGUAGGUAAGUCAAGUCCGUCCAUUGUAUAAAUUUACAGCUCAUUUGGAAAUGACACAAUGAAAUCGUAUUGUAUUGUGGUAUAUGAUCUUUAAUAGUAAAAAUUGUUGUCGAAAAUAGAUUUAAAGUAUUUUUGUACAUUACGGUAUUUA